Sitophilus oryzae (rice weevil) is the source of this 1062-nucleotide messenger RNA. RefSeq names its product BLOC-1-related complex subunit 7 (gene BORCS7). The transcript has a single exon. The record is from RefSeq and is a predicted model, not a curated record. Gene Ontology annotation, cellular component: BORC complex. Bases 89 to 406 code for a protein of 105 amino acids. Lineage: Eukaryota; Metazoa; Arthropoda; Insecta; Coleoptera; Curculionidae.
AGAAAAAAAUCUGGCAGAUCUGUCAAGAAAACAAUAACAAAAAGUAUAAAAAUUUAAGAGAAUACAAAAGAUUGUUUUUUUAUAUAAAAUGGCAUCGGCAAGUACAACAUCAGCUCGAUCGUUAUUCUCCGAUUCGAAAAUACGUUUGGCCGACAGAAUCCAAGUAAAUGUGAAUAACAUUACUGCAGUAACAAGACAAAUUACAAGAGGCUCGAAGAGUCAAGAGAUUCUGAUGCACUCGGCUCGGAAUUUCGCGGCCCAAGAAGGACUGAUCGAGAAUUCCGAAAAUAAUUUGAAAAAACUACAACUACUAUGCACGCAUCUUAAUGUUCAACAGGAGGCUCUGCAAAGACGAACCAUGCAAUUUGACCAAGUGAAGGAACAAGUACAAGCUAUGCAAAGAUGACUCCAGUCGUAACAAAUUUAAUGGUUUUGGUUGUGUAAGACUUGUUUGAAUUUAGAUCAUUGUUAUAUCUUUCAGAUCUUUUUUUCUCUGCUGAAUGUAGAUGGCAUCACCAAGAUACUGCUAAUUUUCUGUCUUUUGAGCCUCGUGGGAGAUACACUAUGGACCAAUCAACGAUUGAAAUAGUUGAGAAAACAGUGUCCCUAGGAUAAGUGAUUGGUACUCAAAAAAAUUGUAAUUAUUAAAUGUUAUUAACAUUUAGCUGUACAAAAUCAACGAUAUCGGGAAGGAUAAAGGGUUUACUAUUAACUGAAACAUUAGAUUAUACUUUUUAUUGUCCAUAUCUUGUCUUUUCAAUUAUUUAUUUGAAACAUUGUCUUCGCAAAUUGUUUAUAAUCUUUAAUUUUGUCUCGUCACAUACAUCUAACUGAUACUUUUUUUACACCUUCGAAACUAUGUAUAUAUAUUUUUGAAAUUCUUCUUAAAAUUAUUUUUUAGCUACCUAUAUAGAUACAAUAAAUAUCCUUUUUUAUAUAAUAUAUGCAUUAAAAAUAUACAGGGAUAUACAUAAUUGUUUUUAUUUGUAAAACCUGUAGAUAAUAUAUAAAAAAGGACAUAUUUUUAAGCGUGAUGGAUAAUAAAACAUGUUCCAAACGAAC